This is a messenger RNA of Verruconis gallopava, 3647 nucleotides long. RefSeq lists its product as uncharacterized. Gene Ontology annotation, biological process: signal transduction. NCBI's taxonomy places the organism in Eukaryota, Fungi, Ascomycota, Dothideomycetes, Venturiales, Sympoventuriaceae. The coding region runs from base 972 to 3233 and encodes 753 amino acids. The transcript has 5 exons. Gene Ontology annotation, molecular function: 3',5'-cyclic-nucleotide phosphodiesterase activity. The record is from RefSeq and is a predicted model, not a curated record.
UCUCUCUCUCUCUCUCUGCUGCUUUCUGCUCCCCCCAUCUGAUGCGCACCAAUUGACUGCUCCGCUGAAACCUUUCACCCUCGUACCAUCGCCCUCGACCGCCGUCCCUGCCUGGGCCUGUCCUUGCUUGCCCGUCGCCUCCCGCUGCUCUGCCCUGCCUGCUGUCGCCCGUCUGAGUCUCUGUACACUCGCUCGCCAGCCGGCGCACUCCCUCGACCUCACUCUCCCGCCUGCUGUCCAGCCCUCAACCCUUGCUGCUCUUCUUCUGUUGCUUCCGCUUCUUCCUUUGGCGCCUGCCCAACCACUGCGCCCUCCUCUUCCACUGGCACUCGCCCCCGCUGCUGUGUCGCAAAGCUACACCGAUCCCUCCCAUCUGUCCAUCCGACGCCCUUGACCUAGUCGACCUUGUGAUCGAGUCCGCCCGUCCGUCGCUGCCAUUGGUUACCAGAUCGACCUCCGUCCACCGAUCGGCAUUCCUCGACCCUCAACCACCAGCUCUUCACGCUUUUCGCACUCCAAUUCUCGACGCACCCGCUGCGCUUUCGCCCUCACUCUUCUCUUGGAACGCUUGGGCCUCGAUCCUCUCCCCCCUCCCCUGCGCAUCGGGCGUUUUUAUCUUCUCUGCGCGCUCCUCGCAUUGUUCCCGAUUUGCCCCCUACCGCUUCACACAUUCCUUCCGCGCAUCUCUGCCAUCCCCGACCAAGCAUUGUGCGCUCAAAAACCUGCGUAUCCGCGACGGGGGCCACGUCCCAUGGAGGCACGGCUCUAGACAAGUUGCGCCAGACGACCUUCCCUUGUCGUUAGAUCCCACAGCUGGCGCGCCGUCGUCCCCUCCGCCUUCGCUCCUACGGCCUGGCGGGCAAAGACAAAGAGAGCGAGAGCGAGAGCAAGAGCGUGGAUCCUCUUGAGCAGCGGAGGAGGAGGAGUCGAAGAGAGGUUGGAUCCCUUGGGAUCCCGUCGAACACGAAGCCAUGGACCAUGGCGCCUGCAACGUCAUAUACCUAGAUCGGCGUGCCCAAGCAAAGACGGUUCGCAGGGACUCUGUGUUUCCAAACAGCGAGACCAGCAAUGCGAGCAUGCCGAGCUCCCAGGACGAGGACUACUUUGACAUCCCCUCGCGGUUACCGGAGGAACUGCGCAACAACAUCCAGUCGAUACUGACCACGUUCAACGAAGUCCACCUUUGUCAGUCCGGCUCCAUAUGUCUGGACAAACUCGCCGAACUGCAACAGUCGUCCAAGAGUCCAUGUCCUACCGUUCUGCUCAUCGACGUGCCCUACGAUGAGGAGCAGCGUCGGAAACGCCUGUCGCGAGAGCCACGUACCCCGUCCCCAACCUCGUUCCGUACUCGACCCAAGACCAACGAGUCUCUCGAGGCCGCAGACAUCUACGGUGUUCCCUUCUUGACCCACAUCUCCGCCGAGAUCCACGCCCGGAACCUGUCGCGGAUGAUCGUCCCCGUCGUCGUUCUCAGCGGCUUUGAUCGCGAGUGGGCUGCCAACUCGAGUCUGCCCUCGCCCUCGGUACAUGGCUCCCAGGUUUUGUCUGACACCUUUCGGCUGACGCGGUACCUCGACAACGGUGCCGUUGACGUGCUGGCUAGCCCCAUGUCGAGAGACUCCGUUCAGGGCCUUGCCGUCCAUGCCUACCGGAUAUAUAAGGAGGUCAGCGCAUCCGAGGCCGCCUUUAUGGCGCAGAAACGUAAUCGCAAGCUGUCAUGGGUGGGUGUCGACGAGACGAAACCUUACGCCUAUCUCAGAGAAGCCAUGGUCUCCAAUCUCAUGGAGCGCAUAUGCAAUCCUGGCAUGGUGCCAGAGAAAUACGACGUAACAGACGUCGAGAUAGAGCCGGAUAGAAAGGAGGUCGUCGCCCAAAGCAUCGGCACCUGGGAAUUCAGCGCGCACGACUUCACCGACGACGAGCUGCUCCAUGCAGCGCUGCAGAUGCUACAACAUGCGCUCACCAUGCCAGAGGUUGAAAAGUGGCGCAUGAGCGAAGAGAACCUUCUCACAUUUUUGAUGGCCACUCGUGCCGCGUACAACGAUUUUGUCCUUUAUCACAAUUUCCGCCACGUCGUCGAUGUCCUGCAAGCCUGCUUCUACUCUCUCUGCUCGAUAGGCGCUCUUCCACCGUAUCCACACCCGCGCGGAAAGCUGAAACCUAUCAGAUGUCCCAUCUCCACUUUGAUCAAACCCUUUGACGCGCUCACGCUGCUCGUCGCUGCCAUCGGGCACGAUGUCGGCCACCCAGGCGUCAACAACGCCUUCUUGGUCGUCCUCAACUCGCCGCUGGCCCAGCUGUACAACGAUCAGUCCGUGCUCGAGUCCUUCCACUGCGCAGCCUACUCUCAGAUCCUGCGCCGGCACUGGCCCGCCUGUUUUGAGGACACGGCGAUGCGGAAGCUCAUGAUCAACGACAUCUUGGCGACGGACAUGGGCGUUCAUUUCAAGUACAUGAGCGAGAUGGGAAAUCUGCAGGAGAAGUACACGCACAACGGAGGCAAACUCGACGGAUGGAACGUCAAGGUCCAGGAGGGCUACAGGGACCUCAUAUGUGGGCUGCUGAUCAAGUGCGCUGACAUCUCCAAUGUUGCCCGUUCCUUCCCAGUAGCCGCACAAUGGGCUUCUAUCCUGACCGAUGAGUUCUCGAACCAGGGCAACAUGGAGAUCGAGCUGGGGAUCCCCACACAGCUCUUCGGCGGCCCGCCUGUCCGCGACAACGUCGUCAAGAUGGGCGAGUCACAGAUCGGCUUCAUAAAUGUGUUCGCUCGUCCACUGUUUGAGAACGUGGCGAAGCUGCUUCCCGGCAUGAGUUUCGCCGUCGACACCAUCCUCGAGAACGAGCGGAUCUGGCAGGUCCGCAUCCGGGAAGAGAAAGACGCCCAAGAGCGUGGGAUCGUGCGCAACGAGACUGUCGAAAGUGGUCUGCUGUCCCCACGCAGCGGCAGCCCCGCCAGAGACGCGAGUUCGACGCAAAAGUCGGCCCCUGCAGUUUUGGAGGCGGGUGCGCUGACAACGCAACCAGAGGGCAGCCCCCGACCCUUCACCAGCAACGGGCACCCCGUUGCCCCCGUAGACACUUACCAAGCGCAGCGGGCGGACGCACACCUGAAACCCGGUGACAACAAGAACAUAUAUUUAAGCAGCAGCAGCACGACGGACGUGGCCAGCGCCGUCAACGGCAACGCCAAGCGCGGCGGCACCUGGAAGAAGAUCAAGAAGAUCUUCCGGUGACUAUCCUGCUCCUCCUGCGCCGUCCGGCCACCUGACCCGAGCAAAGAGACAAACAACAUGAAAUGCAUGAAACAGCGAAGGAGGAGAAUAGUCACGAGAUUCAUUAAAAAAAUUUUUUUCCAGUUUUUUUUUUUUCCACCUACUCCCUCCUUGAGAUGGGAGUGGUAGUUUGGGGCCCGCUUGCCCCUCCCCAUUCCGGGGGACGAGGAGCGGCCUGCUCCGCGUAGAGGGAAAAAAAAAUAUGUGUAUGUGACAUGAUAAUAAACCGUGUGUAUUGUACAAGUAGCUAUGAUUACGGAGCGGCUCGCGUCGGUUUAGCCAAACUGUGGUAGCGAGGAUUCUGCUACAGUAUGCAUGCAUGCAUCGCUAAUGAGGGUUUUUCUUUUUCUUUUUCUUUUUUUUUUUUUUUCUUUU